This is a messenger RNA of Penicillium cinerascens, 405 nucleotides long. RefSeq names its product dynein light chain Tctex-type family protein. Gene Ontology annotation, cellular component: cytoplasmic dynein complex; cytoplasm. Gene Ontology annotation, biological process: microtubule-based movement. Gene Ontology annotation, molecular function: dynein intermediate chain binding. NCBI's taxonomy places the organism in Eukaryota, Fungi, Ascomycota, Eurotiomycetes, Eurotiales, Aspergillaceae. The coding region runs from base 1 to 405 and encodes 134 amino acids. The record is from RefSeq and is a predicted model, not a curated record. The transcript has 4 exons.
AUGGCUGUCGAGGGCACCACUCCCGUGUCGCCCAUUCCCAUCCCGGAGCUGACCAAGAUCACCAACGAGGCCUGCGAUGUCGCCCUGAAGGACGUCACGGAAUACGAACACACGCAAGUGAGCUCGUGGAACUCCGCGAUUAUCAAUACCGUCCUGAAAGCCCUCAUCACCGCAACCGCCCCCGAAGAUACCGCCAAGCCAGCACCCUACCGCUUCACCGUGAACAGCACGAUCGUGCAGCAGGGCAUGAUCGACAAGAGCGCCGCGGCACAGGGUGCGCAGAGCAACGCCGGAAAGCGCGGGAUGCACUCCGCCUCCGGGGCGUUUUGGGACGUUAACCGUGAUGGCAUGUGGACGUUCAAGUACCCCGGUGGUGAGGAGAGGGGGGUUGGACGUUGUUGUUAG